AGGAGGAGGAGGAGAGGCAGGCGGAGGGAAGGAAGGAUUGGAAGGAGGGGGCGGCGUUAGACAAUGCCCAUUCCUCCAAUAUAUUCCGUCCCCUCCGUCCAUGAAGUGAGCCUUUAUUAGUGGGGAUCGUUUGGAUCUUAUCUUUCACAUGACGCUUGGUGGAUGAGGAGGAAUCGGAGAGACAAGGUGGGGGGGGAUUUAUCUACAAUCUGCCUGAUUCCUGACCUGGAAGAGUGUCGCUUAUCUUCAGGCUCUUUAUCCUCAUCUUCCACAGGCGGAUGGACCAGUAGCCCUCUCUAUCAGCCCAUCUCAUCUAUUGUCUCUACUGCCGAAAUCCAACGGAGGGCUGGCUGAUCCCUUCUUACCAUCAUCCCUAUCAGCUUUUUACAAAUUUUUUGUUUUUACAUUUUUCUGCAGAUUUCCUGAACCAAUCUCAGGAAGACUUCUGGCUUCAGUCUGUUUUCCAUCAUAUAUAUUUUCUAUGCUUUCUGUGAUGCUCAUGUUGCAAGUUUCCAGCAGGAAAAAGUGAAAAAAGUACUUUCUCUGCAUUUGUUCCCCAUUUCCUUGAGCCUGGGUGCACACCUCUUUGACAUCAGAUGCUUGCUCGGCUCGUGGAAUAUGAGUUAAUUGGGAGUUGGGUUAAUUAAAAGAAGAAAGAAUUUGCCUCCCAACUCUUUUUCAAGGUAAGAAAAAAAAGGUUUUUGAGGAGGAAACGCCCGCACUCAGAGUGUAAAAAUGAUGCUGAGUCCGGAUCAGGCUGAGGCGGACAUCUCCUGGACCCAGUCCGACCCAGAGACGAUGCUCAACGGCCUCAAGUCGGCCGGCUGCACCUCAGACGAACCGACCGAGGGCGAGGAGCAGCGGUCCAAGUGCAAAGCCGAGCAGCCGCUGAGCAGGGAGGAGAAGAGGAGGCGGCGGAGGGCCACGGCCAAGUACCGCUCCGCGCACGCCACCCGGGAGCGGAUUCGGGUGGAGGCGUUCAACGUGGCCUUCGCGGAGCUGCGCAAGUUGUUGCCCACGUUGCCCCCGGACAAGAAACUCUCCAAGAUCGAGAUCCUCAGACUGGCUAUAUGUUACAUCUCGUACCUGAACCACGUGUUGGAUGUCUGAGUGGGACAGGAUUGGGGGACUGGGAGGACUGGUGUGGGAGAUUUUUACAGAACGCGCAGUAUUUUUUAAGCCUUUCACAGCUGAUUCUUUGGGCAGACAAGCUACACUGUAAAAAACUAACUUAUAAUUCAACCAAUAAAAUUGGAGUAAAAAUGUACAUACACUUUAGUUGGGUAAAUGUAUCAUAUGUUUUGAGUCUAAAUUAUGUUCAAGUUUAACAGCUAAAAGAACAUUAGUUACUUUCCAAAACAUGUUUAAAACUAAAUUACUGAAAUUCUAACAAAUCAAUCAAUUCAUUUUGCUCAUGUGGUUUGUCCACCAUGUUAAAAAGAAACUAAAAGUAACAUGGUGGCAUGGAAACCUUUUCCCUGACAGCCACAGAGAAGAUGUGCUGUUCUGUGGCAACGGCCGCCUCAGGGUUAAAAAGUUCAGCUUGCUAGCAAGUUUGAUGUCAGCAUUAACACUGUUAAGUAUAAACUUAAUAAAUAUAAAAUAAAUUCAUUUCUCGACCAUAAAUCUUACGAUUUUAAACAACCCAUAAUAGCCUUACUGUUCACCACGCAGGAUGAAUAAGAACGGAUACCAGCUAAACAGUGAUAUUCAUAAUGUUACAAAAAUUAUUAAUGUUAGGAAGUAAUACUUAUUAAGCAUUACAUUUGCAAAUGAAUAUACUGGAUUUAAAUAUUAGUAAUACCCUCUAAAAUACAUUUUUAUUGUGUCAUUUUUAAGACAAGGUAGGAAAUUUUACAAUCUAAAAUAACCUCCACUGGCCUUUUUCUAAGCUGCACGUAUGAGCAUUUGACAGUUUUCUAGUAAUGGGAGGUGUUAAAUUGAAUCAAUCACCUAUGACAACCUUGCUUUUUUCCCGCAUCUUUUUCUUUUUCAAUUUCAGAAAUGUUACAAAAACCAGUUAAAUAAAACUACUUUAUCUUCUCAGAUUUUCACAUAAAGCAGUUUGAUGAGUUAGGGUGAGCCCAGAGCUGGUUAUUAUUUAGGCCUUUUAAGCUCUGGAUGUAUGAAAAAAUACGUGCAUAUACCAUGAUUCUUCCCGAGCAAAUAAAUAGGCCUGUAUUCUUGCCUAAAAAUACAAUCAAACACAAUAAUCAUAAUCAUUUCUUACUCACAAAACAAAACAUCAGAAUUUAACAAACAAAAUUGGUGCAACAAUUUGCAUUCUUAUUGUGAAUAGAUUUUUAACAAUAUUUCUUGAAAAUUAUGUUUAACAGCUAAAAGACACUUAAAUAAACCAGAUUAUAAUUCAUUUUUUAAAUGAUUACUCUGCUAUGUCAGUUAAAUUCUAAGAUCAUUUUGCUCAUCUGGUUUGUCCUCCAUAUUAAAAAUAAACCAAAAAUUGGGCUCUGGUUUGUGUUUAAGGCGUAAAAUUGCUGAAAUAGGAAAAAACCUUUUAAAUCUACAUCAACAUAGUGGCCUGUCUCUUCCCUGAAAACCACAACUGCCUCUGGGUUGGGAAGCUCAGCUUGCUAGCAAGUUUGACUUUAGCAUUAGCGCUGUUGCUAAACUAGCUUAAUUUGGACACAAUUUUAUAUUCCUGCUUGAAAAAGAAUGUAAGCAAUAUUACACAUCACAUUCACAAACUAAACUGUUUAUUUAAACUUUAAGUAAUUUUAAUAGCUAAUCUUUAAUCCACUCUGAAAUUCUUUUUUUACAGUGAACGUUUACUUUUCUUUCACUGUGUGGGGCUGAGGUUUAACAAAAAACCUGGCAUAGAGGUUUUCAAAAUGAAGGGAUGUAAACAAGAUAGCUGCUUUAGAUCUUAUAGUUUAGAGGAUGUUUUCCAUAAAGGAAAAAAAAAAGAUUCAAUGCGUCAAGUGCUACUUAUGACAUGAGAAAUUGUGACCUUAAUCAUUUUUAAAGUGUAUUUAUUUAUUUAUUUAAAUGUGUUAAUAUUAUUGCUAAUUUAUUUAUGCUGAUAACAUAGAUCUUUUUUUCUGUAUAAAUGUAUUUGUUGCUUCAAUAUAUUUUUAGGCUGUGAAAUUGAACGUGGAAAGUGAUGGUGUUUUCCUGUUUUUAAAAAAAAGAAAUAUGGCACUUUCUGUUAAUCCACUGCAUCGCCUGUUUGCUUUUAAUGUAUGUUUGAUGUCUCUUUGUUUUGCUUUGAUAAUGUCUGUUGUCGAUCAAUAGCAACGAUGAGCACUUGAACUGUGGGACUCCCUGGCCCCCGUAGGUAUUUGCUUCCCUAAAAUGUUAUGUUGGGACGUCGCCAAACAUCGUUUCAGAUUAGCCUAGUUUUUCUGUCAGUUCAUGACAACAAGGGGUUAUAUUGUGAUUUUAAGAAUGAAACCUCUUCUUUUGCUGUGACCAAAAACAAAGUCUGAAUUUAUUCUCUUCGAUGUGAUGAUGUUAGGUUCUUAUUUUAGAAUACAUUUAUUUAUUUGUCUCAUCAUUGUAUCCUGGAAAUUCCAAUAAGUAAUUUUAUAGCGAAAGGAGAAAAAAAAACAUAUCCUCUAUCCAAAGAUUUUUUUUGUCUCUUCAGGGUUGUGUAGGCUACUUGUUGCUUUAUGCAGAUUUUUAGUAGAGUUAUUGUGUGACAGCUGGUUUCUAAUGGACAGACUUUUUUCAUAUUUUCCGGUGUUAUUUUUAAUUAAAAACAGAUACAAAAAAAGA
Molecule: messenger RNA, 3735 nt
Organism: Girardinichthys multiradiatus
Lineage: Eukaryota; Metazoa; Chordata; Actinopteri; Cyprinodontiformes; Goodeidae
Gene: nhlh2
Product: nescient helix loop helix 2
Exons: 2
Coding region: 736-1110 (124 amino acids)
Biological process (GO): regulation of transcription by RNA polymerase II
Molecular function (GO): protein dimerization activity; DNA-binding transcription factor activity, RNA polymerase II-specific; RNA polymerase II cis-regulatory region sequence-specific DNA binding
Source: RefSeq, a predicted model, not a curated record